CUAGUUCUCUAGCAGAACAACUCGAACGGGCAUCAAGUUAAGAACACGAAAAGACGAGAACUUGAAUCGAAAUUAAAACGAAUAAGUGAUUCUUUCUGAUUUUUACAUUUUAUUUGAAAAUUAAAUAUUCAAAAUGGUUUACGAAAGUGGAUUUACAACCCGUAGAACUUACAGCUCCAGACCAGUGACAACGUCGUAUGCUGUAACGUAUCCGUCUGUUCAGAGUGUGACGCGAGUAUACAAAUCGAGCUAUCCAAUCUACUCGAGUUAUUCCAUCCCAAGACGUGUCAUCAGUGGAACACGCGUUAUUGCAUCGCCUGUUCGGGUUGUUACCUCUCCCACCCGAGUUUACUCGCGCAUUGUACACUCUCCGUCGCCUGUGCGUGUUGUGCGUACUACAACACGUGUAGUUACAUCCCCGGAGAGAACGUCUUCCUACACCUAUACCACGCCAUCGACAUACUAUAGUCCGACCUAUUUGCCAUCGACAUACUACUCUUCUGCCUAUAUCCCGACAUCGUAUACAACAUACACGCCAUCGUACCAUUACACCCCAACAACUGUUACACGUGUUUAUGCUCGAUCGGGAUCCCCGGUAAGGAUCACCACAUCUCCGAUACGUUCAACACCUUCCUAUCUGAAGAGACUUCCUCCUGGAUAUGGCGCACGGGCCUUAACUAAUUAUCUCAAUACCGAACCUUUCACCACCUUUUCGGAGGAAACGGGAAGGAUACGUAAUCGCGCACAAUCAUUGAUGCGGGACUUGCACACUCCCGUCGUUCGCCGUGCACGAAGCUGUACUCCGUUUCCAGUGACUGGGUAUUCUUACGAGCCGACUUCUCAAUUGGCCUUAGACGCCUAUGUUGCUCGAGUUACGAAUCCGGUGCGUCAUGUUGCUAAGGAAGUUCGCAAUAUAUCGCACUAUCCAAAGCCAGCAGUAAAAUAUGUUGAUCCCGAUUUGGAUCCGAAUCGCCCAUCAAGAAAAUUUUCUGCUCCCAGACCCCUGGAAGAUGCUAUUGAUCUGGAAUCGAAAGAGAAGCAACGUCUACGCCAGGAGCGUCUGCUGACUGUAAACGAAGAGGCUGUGGAUGAGCUUGAAGUGGAGAAAAAACGAGCUCAACGGGCUGCUGAUGAAGCAAAGCGUCUUGAAGAGAAUGCCCUUAAGGCGAAAAAAGAACGUGAGGCUGCUGCGAAAAAGGCCUUAGAAGAAGAAGAAGCCAAAAAACAGCGGGCUGCUGAAAAAUUGGCCGAAGAGCAACGAUUAAUUCAAGAAGCCCGUCUUGCUGAGGAAGCUCGUCUAGCCGAGGAAGCAGCCCAAAAGUCGGCAGCAGAGCAAGCAAAACUGGCUGAGGAAGCGGCUGCACGUAAAGCUGAGGAAGAACGAUUGGCUGAAGAGGCCCGUCUUGCUGAAGAGGCUCGAUUGGCGGAGAUAGCUGCUCAGAAAGCAGCUGAAGAAGCCAAAGCUGCCGAAGAAGCUGCAGCACGUAAGCUUGAAGAGGAGAAGCGCCUAGCCGAAGAAGCUGCCCAAAAAGAAGCCGAAGAAGCUGCCCAAAAAGAAGCCGAAGAAGCUGCCCAAAGAGAAGCCGAAGAAGCUGCCCGUAAAGCUGAAGAAGACCGUCUGGCUGAGGAAGCUCGGCUAGAGGAAGAAAAACGUGUGCGGGAGCAAGAGCUGAGCCGCCUGGAAGAAAUUGAAAAACAGGCCGAGGAAGAACGCGAGGGCGAGUUGGCACGUCAAGCAGCCGAACUGGCUGAAAUCGCACGCCAGGAGGCUGAGCUAGUUGCCCAAGAGCUUCAAUCCAUUCAAAAGGAAGACAGAGCUGUUGAUGAGUCCGUCGCCGAUGAGCCCAUAGUUGAUGAGCCCGAAACUCCUGUCGCCGAAACUGAACAGGAGCCAAUUAUUGAAUUGAAUUCAAAGAGUGGAGAAACUGCUUUCGUAUUGGAGAACGCUGCCGGCGAAGCUUACGUGGAAGAUGCUGAAUACGAAGAAGAAGAAUAAUCUCUUCUAACAAUAGCUAUUAAUUGCGAACAUACUCCCUAUUCAAUCCUCAAAAUCUAUUAAAAUUCUCAUUUUCGACUAAACCGAAACUAAACCCAACACAAAACUGCUUUUAGCAAGGACUAAUGCUGUUAGGUACAUAUGUACAAUGUUUAUAAAAUUAAACGGCCCCUAUUGAAUACAAUUAAAAAAAUCAUUUUAGAAUCCUUUAUAUAAUACCUAUCCCAUCUGUUAUAACUAUAUACAUAACUGUAUAUAUGCAGUUUUAUAGUUAUUAUUAAAUAAAGUUCACUUCAUAAAAUGGCUGAGUUUAGACAUCACAAACUUUUCGGCCUGAGAAACUUAAGAAGACGAAAUCUUUAUUUUUUUACCGACCGUUUCUGAACAACAACAGUCUCCUGGUCUGAUUCAUAUCUUAUUUAUUUACAUGUAUAUUUACAUAUUUACAUACAGAUUUAAAAAUUGCGAAGGUAAUGUAUUUGGCAUUAAGAAUACAUAUUAUUUGCAAUCGAAUACCAAAAGUCAAAGCUAUGUACGUCAGGCCUAUUUACCAGUUUGGAAGAUUUCAAAAGAAUAAUUUUAAUCCUCAAAGUGAUUAACUCUUCUAAUGAUGAUGAAUGAGAUAGAAAAAUGUAGGCUUCGAUAAUGUUGUCUAUAGUGUACUGUUUGUUUAUGAUUCUAACGGUAAGAGGAUACAACUUACUUGGUAUACGCUCACCCAUCCAAAAGCUAUGCAGGUUUAAUAAAAUUUAUUUAGAAUUAUACAUAUGUGGUUUUACAAGGUUUCAAACAAUUAAACAAAUAUUUUAAUACGUACAAAAUUAAUAAAACGCGUACCUUUAACAUAUGUUUAUGAAUCGGAUUCGCAAUCCACACAAUUUGAUUAUGCCGAAUUCCGAAUUGGAAGAUAAUAAACAACUACAAAACACACUGUAAAGAAAAAUAAAGUUAAAAUUAUAUAAAUGGUA
Molecule: messenger RNA, 2964 nt
Organism: Drosophila mojavensis
Lineage: Eukaryota; Metazoa; Arthropoda; Insecta; Diptera; Drosophilidae
Product: protein anoxia up-regulated
Exons: 7
Coding region: 134-1996 (620 amino acids)
Biological process (GO): protein transport
Source: RefSeq, a predicted model, not a curated record